UCUAUAUCUCUCCAACUCUCUCUCUCUCUUUCUCUCUCUCUCUCUCCACUUUACCUUUCUCUUCCUCUCUCUGCUCCUCUUCGAGCCCUAACGUUGACCACGAGAUCAUCAGAAAUCUCUGUUAAAUCUUCAAUUCUCUUCGCCAAACAACGCAUCACAGUUCGCAAGCUCAGGAUCUGUUCAUUUCAACUCUUAAUUUCACUAAUUCAAGAUCUGAUUGAAUUAAGAGGAUCAAUCAUUUUGUUCCCCCAAAAUUGAUUCUUUUGUUGCGAGUAAACGUCAAUGUUGUCAAAAAGCGAUUCGAUUCAGAUUCGAGAGGUUUGGAAUGACAAUCUCGAAGAAGAAUUUGCUCUGAUCCGGGAAGUUGUCGAUGAUUUCCCGUAUAUUGCAAUGGACACGGAGUUUCCUGGUGUUGUUCUUCGACCAGUGGGAAAUUUUAAGAACAUCAAUGACUAUAACUAUCAGACUCUGAAGGAUAACGUUGAUAUGUUGAAGUUAAUUCAGUUGGGGCUCACAUUUUCAGAUGAAAAUGGAAACUUGCCUACUUGUGGGACUGAUGGGUAUUGCAUUUGGCAGUUUAAUUUUCGCGAAUUCAAUGUCAGUGAAGACAUUUUCGCAAAUGACUCGAUUGAGUUGUUGCGGCAAUGUGGUAUUGAUUUUAAGAAGAACAGUGAGAUGGGUAUUGAUGCUAACCGGUUUGGCGAGCUUUUGAUGUCAUCUGGGAUUGUUUUGAAUGAUGGCGUGCACUGGGUGACAUUUCAUAGUGGGUAUGAUUUUGGGUACUUGCUUAAGCUAUUGACUUGCCAGAAUUUACCUGAUUCUCAAGCGGCGUUCUUUGAUUUGAUCUAUCUGUAUUUCCCAGUGGUGUAUGAUAUCAAGCAUUUGAUGAAGUUUUGUAACAGUCUUCAUGGUGGAUUGAGCAAGCUUGCAGAGCUGUUGGAAGUGGAAAGGAUUGGUAUUUGUCAUCAAGCAGGUUCAGAUAGUUUGCUUACUUCUUGCACAUUUAAGAAGUUGAAAGACAGCUUCUUUAAUGGUUCGGCGGAGAAAUAUGCCGGUGUUCUUUACGGUCUUGGUGUUGAGAAUGCAUCUGAUAAUAAAUAAUUGGGGAACAGUUAUGUAUGUUCGAUUGGCAUGAAACUCCCAUUUCCAUCUGUACACAAUUGGCAAAAAGUUGUCGCUUAUGAAUUUUUCCUUGAUUGUUUUUCCCUUUUUCUGAUCUUCUGUAACUGAUCCCAUAGAUGGGCGUUGUAGUUUGAGUACUGUAAAUUAUUACAGUUAGUGUUUCAAUAAUAGUUUUAACCCUUCACAA
Messenger RNA from Cornus florida, 1309 nucleotides. RefSeq names its product probable CCR4-associated factor 1 homolog 7. The record is from RefSeq and is a predicted model, not a curated record. Gene Ontology annotation, molecular function: poly(A)-specific ribonuclease activity; nucleic acid binding. The coding region runs from base 283 to 1101 and encodes 272 amino acids. NCBI's taxonomy places the organism in Eukaryota, Viridiplantae, Streptophyta, Magnoliopsida, Cornales, Cornaceae. Gene Ontology annotation, cellular component: P-body; CCR4-NOT complex; CCR4-NOT core complex. The transcript is spliced from 2 exons.